ACUAUGUCGAUAGGUUAAUUUUUUUUUUUUUGCAUAGAUAUAGCAUAAAAACAUUUUUUAAAGGAAAUCCUCUUACUUGAAUUCCUGGCUCUGCCACUGUUUUCCUGCAACGACGGAAAGUUAACCCUUUCCCAUCCUUUAUAUGUUUUAGGUCUUUUCUUCCUUUUACUCUCUUGAGAAGGUCAACACAACAGUUCACCUGAUUAACUGUAAUUUUUACUUGUGUUUUCCCCUCUUUUUCUCUCGUAUUAUCUUUAGAUUUGUUUCCAAGGUAGGGAUAAGGUCAGCGUACACUCUACCCUCCCAGACCCCACUUUGUGGGACUACAUUGGGGAAAUUUUUUAUUAGUGCGAGACGCGUUUGAAUUGGAAGAAAUGUACGGGAAGAAAGGAAGUGAAUUAAUUCAAGAAUUUGCAGAGAGUGAACCUGGGCAGCUUGCAGCUUUUAAUACUGACCUCGUUACGCAAGUACUUGAUGAAUGUAACAGCCAUUUCCUGCACCUCAAUUCCUUGGUGAGGAAAAUGAAUGUAAGAACUCCCGCUGAAAGUUCAAGUGCAAACCGACCAACUCAAAAUGGUGCAAGUUCAAAUACCGAAUCACCUGAUGACAACGAGCCACCUGAGGCUGAUACAAGUACAAAUACGGAGCUCCCCAAAGAUGAUAAUUACCAUGGGCUGCUUAUCCAUCAUCAGUCUCUUACUCGCAACAAACGCUGUCUGAUGGCUUAUGUAUAUAAUCGAGCAGAAGUCGUUCGAAGAUUGGGAUGGACCCUUGAACGUGUCCUCCCAGAAGAAAUUGAAGAGAAGCUUAGUACCUCAGAGAAAGAAUAUUUUAAAAAUCAUGCUGCAACUAUCCAAUCGUACAUGUCAGCACUUGAUCUUGAUCUGGGAGUGGAUAUGGUGCCUCCGAAAGAUCCCUAUAUCAAGGUGAGGGUCCUCGAUGACAUUGGUAAUGUUGUCCUCAGCGACCAAUUAGCCAACCUUGCUCGUCAUGCAAUUCUUUUCAUUAGGCGAACCGAUGCAGAGCAGUAUAUCUCUCAGGGCUUGAUGGAAGAACUCACGAGUUGAUUCCAACGACUAUGAGUUACAAAGCUGGUUCUGAUUGUGCAUUGCUUCUGCACAAUUCAGCCGUGUCAGGGCAACUGCUAUAUGGAGGGUGAAGUUGAAUGCUAGCUAGUUCAAAGAGUGCUAAUCAAGUUUGAGAAGGCAUUGAAGACAUGGAGGGAAUUGUUGAUUCAUCAAUCAUCAUCCAUGUGAAUACAAAAGAGUGUUUGUUGAUUUUAAUAGCAUCUAAACCAGAAGUGGAAUUGUAAUCUAUUCAAAAAGUAAACCAGAAGUGGAAUUGUUUAUUGCUCUUGGAUGAAGAAAAACCUUGAAGUAAAACACAAUUUACUUGUCCUGUA
Lycium barbarum (goji berry) is the source of this 1402-nucleotide messenger RNA. RefSeq lists its product as uncharacterized. The transcript is spliced from 7 exons. The record is from RefSeq and is a predicted model, not a curated record. Gene Ontology annotation, cellular component: GINS complex. Lineage: Eukaryota; Viridiplantae; Streptophyta; Magnoliopsida; Solanales; Solanaceae. Bases 375 to 1067 code for a protein of 230 amino acids. Gene Ontology annotation, biological process: DNA strand elongation involved in mitotic DNA replication; DNA replication.